GUGUGUGUGUGUGUGUGUUUGGGAACGAAUAGCGUUUCAGGGGAAAGAGCUCUGGUUUGUAGGGUUUUUGAAGGGGUUGGUUCAGACGGAGGGGUGGGAGUUUUUUUUUCCUUUAUUUUACAGUGUUAGUAGUACACACUGUCGAUUCUCUGUUCAUUUCUAACUGGGGGUUCUGCUUGUGGGUGCAUCUUUCUCUCUCUCCCCCGUCGUCUCUGUUCUUCUGUGGGCAGACUACCCAUCUUUCUCUCUGUCGUUAGUAGGGACUGGCUUUGCCCUGCUGAAAAGUGUUCUUGUCGAUCGUGAAUCCACGGGGGUGUAGAAAUUAACCCCUAUCACAUAAUUCGUCUAUUAUAUAUUGGAUUCACGGAAUAUUGGUGUGAGGAUAUUUCGAUCGAGUUUCUCCUAGUGCUCUUGUUUUUUUGGACAAUCCCACAGGUUGGAUGGGAUCUAACCAGAAAGUUGGCCAGGGUCCUAGCAGAAAGUCUACGUCUGACAGGAGGAUGUUAAACUGAAAUUGGUGUUGAUUGAGGACUUGCCUGACCGGAUUCACCAGCCAGCAAUGUUGGAGUGGAUGGAGGAAGGAGACCGCAUGUCAUUUGAUGACUCAGACCGUUUUGAAGAAGAUUCUCUUUGUAGCUGGGGCAGCGAGCCUGAAUCUCUAUGCAAUAACUGGAGAGGAUGGAAGAAACCCUUGAUUGUCACCACAACCCUCAAUUCACCACUUUUGGCCUCCAAUCAAAGACGAGCUGAAGAUGGCAGCGUGUUGUCGCUUUCGGAGCUGUGCUCUCGUGUCGUUGCUGCCCACAUCGCCUUCGAAGUAGUUGAACAAGCUUGGCAACCCGUUCCUGAACCGCUCCAAUUGCGCAUCGCCUUCUGGUCGUUCCCGGACAAUGAAGAGGACAUUCGCCUUUACUCCUGCUUGGCCAACGGUGCAGCUGACGAGUUCAACAAGGGCGAGAAUCUCUACAAAAGCAGAGCCGUCAAAGAACCUCUUCAGAUUGGUUUUCAUUUGAGCGCUUCGGUUGUUAGUCCCAGCCAACAGACAGCCCAAGGUAAAUCGAAUACCUUUAAUGUGGCCGUUACGUUUGAUCGGAGGCGUAUUACUUCAUGCAACUGCACUUGCGCUUCGCGGGCUUUUUGGUGCGCCCAUGUUGUCGCUGUCUGCCUUUAUCGCAUCCAUCAGUCUCAUUUGGUGACCCUUCGUGCUCCUGUCAGCGAGUCCCUGAGUCGGUUGCAGCGCGACCAACUGCAAAAGUUCGCUCAGUAUCUUAUUAGCGAAUUACCUCAACAAAUUCUACCAACCGCGCAGAGACUCCUUGAUGAACUUCUAUCAGCUCAACCGUCUGCCAUCAAUACGGUUUGCGGUGCGCCUGAUCCUACGGCGGGUGCAUCAGCCAGCGAACAGACGUCAUGGUGCCUCGAUGAGAACACACUUCAUGAGAAUAUUCGGAAAAUUCUGAUUAAAUUUUGCGUACCGUCACCGACGGUAUUCAGCGAUGUGAAUUACUUGAGCUCAACCGCACCCCCCGCCGCGGCUGAAUGGAGCAGCCUGUUGCGCCCAUUAAGGGGUCGGGAGCCGGAAGGCAUGUGGAACUUGCUUUCCAUCGUUCGCGAAAUGUUCAAACGCCACGACCGCAAUGCCGUUCCACUUUUGGAGGUUUUGACGGAAGAGAUCAUGUCGUGCGAACAGAUUAUGGUGUGGUGGUUCAACACCAAGGUGGCGUUACAUAAUGGAAGUGCUGCUGGAUACGGUAGCGGGAUCAAGGCCAGCAACUUGGGAAGCCAAUCUCAAGCAUCUCAGCACGCUUGUUCGUCCUUGUGCGACGAAGUUGUCAUCCUGUGGCGAUUGGCUGCUCUCAAUCCAGGCCUUUCUGGCGAAGAACGCGAUUUACUUCGACAACAGUUUAGCGAAUGGCACGUUAAGGUUAUUGACAAGGUCACAAAGAGCAAAGGCUUGACGGUCAAUGCCACUCAUGGCGCACCCCAUGUUGCAGCCGGAAACGGUGCUGGACCGUCUACUCCCCGAAGAACUAGCCAAUCAUUCAAAGCAGAAGUUGAAGUUUUUACUGGCUUUAAACCGUCUGUUGAAGCUUGUUACCUUAGCUGGGAUGAUUACCCCGUUCCUGGUGUGACCUACACCCAAGGCCACCGCCUCUACCAUUGCCCAUUUACCUGCUUUCGACACACUGAGACUCACGGUCGAUUUGACAUCGGCCCAAUCAAUUCUUCUUCGGCCGUCAUUACCAACGAUUUGCCAGUACACAUGCUCCAGAGAAGGGCAGUAGUGCAAGGCGACUAUGCCCAGGCCAUGGACGAUAUACGUCACGAGAGGGAAAGAAUUGGUGGAUUCCACGCCGCUUCACCUCUUGUCCGACCUGAAAGAGAAAUGGACCGAGCAGGAAAUCGUAGCAGCGUUAGCAGCGAAGGUUUCUGCGAGAACGAAGGCGAUCCAGCCGUUGAAGCAUUUGAACCAGCAUUGCCUUCUGGUCUACGGGAUCUUACCCGCCAAGACAGCGACGAUCCGGCUCUGGGUUCUGACACUAAUGAACCGGAAGUCUUGGCGGUGGAUAGUUGCACUUCAACCGAUAAAGAAAAGUCCUCACCCGAAGAUUUUGAUGCCGAUUCCGACUGGUCUGGAGUCGACGCCCGUUUGAAGAAUCCCCGACUCGAAGGAAGCAGUAACAAUGGAGUAGUACUUCCAUCUGGAUCAGGACUCCUAGCUGGAUCUUCUCGAGACACUGACGACGUGGCCAGCUUGUCUGCCAGUCCUCGAGAAUUUCGAACAAUGGCCUUACCAGCAGCUCAAGGUGCUGUACCGCGAGAACCUUGCGUCGUGACGGUUCCCAACCGGAAUGGUGGAGUAUUUGGCGAGUUAAAGCCACUCGAUGAUCCCCUCGAGAUUCUCUUUGCGAGGGCUGAAGGACUUCACGCCCAUGGACACAGUGCCGAAGCUUGUGAACUAGGGAUUCAACUGGCUACAGAACUAUUGGCGAACCCGCCCGAUCUAUUGGUGGAAUUGCCUCCAGUUAUCACAAAGAAUGGCAAGAAGAAGAAGACAAAUCCUGCUUGCCACCAAAUCAGCUGUUUGGCUUCAGCGACUCUAGCCAAGUGCGCCUUUCUCUGCACCGUUUUGGCAGAGAAUCCGGAUUAUUAUCACCUAGCUUUCAGGGUCGGAAUGUUUGGACUGGAAUUGGCUCGACCGCCGGCCACUACGAAGCCAUUAGAAGUAAAAUUAGCACAUCAAGAGUCCGAGUUGGUCACUCUUUUGAAGCGAAUUCCUCUAGGUCAUCUAGAGCUGUCGAUUCUGCGUGAAAAGGCUGAGCAGUUACGAGAUGGCAUACUGAGGUCGAGAGGCGACGCUUUGUUGCCACUUUCGCUCGCCACGUUUAUAUUCGAAGCCCUGGUUACAGCAUCUGGAACACAACCAGUCCGGGCGCCAUUUUAUUCUACCCAUCGACUUCCGACGGAUGAGACUUUAGGAUUUGAAGCCGCUGUUUCCGCCCUGGGAAUAAAGGCAAAUGUUUCGGAAGCGGAUCACCCCCUGUUGUGCGAAGGAACUCGGCGCCAACGAGGCGAUCUCGCCGUCAUGUUGCUGGUGCAUUACAAGGAUGAUGCAGACAAACUGGCCAAAAUCAUGGAGAAGUUGCUGGAUCGUCAAGUUCAUCCACUCUACAAGGCACCGCUACUGAGCAGUUUCUAUACCAACAAUCCCACGCCCAUGGGACAAACGUGUUCCAGCAAUCGACAGAUGCGCCAACGCCGUGAAGGGAUUGAAGCUGGGAUGAUUGCCAUUUCUCUCGAUUCGAAUUCAUCUGCACAUGGAGCUGGUCCUUCACAGACAAGUGGGGGCGCUACAGCAGCAUCAAACUUGGCGCGUGAACAAAGCCCUUCAUGGGAAGAAGAUUAUGCCCAAUGGCAAGCUGGACAUGGUGCUCGGCUGGAGUCGAAUAAUGGCGAAACAGCUUAUGGAAACGAGGCUGCAAUUAGUCAUCGUCAGAUGAUGAAUGUCGUUCGAAAUCGAAGUCUAGCUCACCGAUCUCAACGACAACCUGGUCCCGGCUCGGAUUCCGGUAGCUCGGGUUCAGGUAAAUCAUCAGGAUCGGAUAGCUUUGGAUCUCGAGGUCCCAUGAACCACCCUCCCCCUCAAAACUGUGCUGGAGUUUCGUCUUCCCUAUCUGACGGAUCAGGUAUGGGAGGCUCUAUGAGUUCAUCGAUCCCCUCAAACUUAAGCGGUCGACAUCCUCAACAGCAAGCAUCCAUACCAGAAAUGGGUUGCCCUGUCAGUGGCGGAGCGUCAUUUUCGAGAAAUAGCACUGGAGUCAUGGGUCCUUGUGGGGGCAAAAUAAAUCGCUUUAAAAACAAGCGAUUGUAUCCUUCGGUCCCCAAUCAACCAUCCGAAGCUUCUGCUCAUUUCAUGUUUGAAUUAGCAAAAACAGUUUUACUGAAAGCCGGAGGAAAUAGUAGUACAUCACUUUUCACGCAGCCCAUCAACUCUCAGAAUCCUCGUGGUCCCAUCCGGGCUCUUCAGAUGUGCGCCUUCCAGAUCGGUCUCUAUGCCUUGGGUCUUCACAAUUGUGUUAGCGCUAAAUGGCUGAGUCGCACAUAUUCUUCUCACGUUUCCUGGAUAACAGGCCAAGCGAUGGAGAUUGGUUCACAGGCCCUAUGGUUUUUGAUUAGCACUUGGGAAGGUCAUUUGACUCCUCCAGAAGUGGCUAGUAUAGCCGAUCGUGCAUCCCGUGGUCAUGAGGCGAAUAUGGUGAGGGCAGCUGCCGAGCUGGCCCUGUCUUGUUUACCACACGCUCACGCUCUCAAUCCCAAUGAGAUUCAACGAGCUAUUUUGCAGUGCAAAGAACAGAGCAGCGAAAUGCUGGAACGCGCAUGUCUGGCCGUCGAAAGCGCCGCCAAAGGAGGUGGAGUCUACCCUGAAGUUCUCUUCCGAGUGGCUCGUUGCUGGCACGAGUUGUACGAGCAGCGCAUGCCGAGUGCCCGUCGAGGAGCUAGGGUCUUGCCCAGCAUCGAACAACCUCCACCACCAAUUCCGCUCCACGUGCCACCUUGCUCUAUGCAGCAACCUCAAGCCAAUAUGGCCGGAGUCGGUGUUCCGGUGCCAUACGCCAUGACGUCGAUUGUUCCCUUUCCUUUAGCUUACAGUUUCCUUUCUGGCACUGCACCUGGACCGAACCCACCUGCUCAGAUCCCGGGAGUUCCGGUCAAUUUUCUUGCACCGAAUGGAGCUGGUGGUGCGACCCCCAAUGCUACAUUUUCAUACGCUCCCCCUAUACCCGGUCUACAGUACUUUCCAUCUGUGACGUGCCCUAUGCCAAUGGGAACCACAUCCGCACCUCCCAAUCCUCCUCCAGGUCCUUCUCCCUUAAUGCCGAUGUCUGUUGGGCCAGCUCAAGGGACGAAUAACCGUCCUCCACCUCCUUUACCUCCUCCCGGCUGUCAGGUUACGUUACAGCCGCUCAUUCACACGCCCAACAGUACGACGCAUCAAGCACCACCUCUGUUUGUCCAGCAAUCACAAGUCAACUCGGUCCGAUCUCCCCCAACAGCAGCCGGAUCGUUGCCCAAUCAGGCUCUGACUCCGACACAGCUGCAUUUUCUCUUGGCGGCCUACCGAGUUGGUAUUGUAGCCCUGGAAACACUAGGCAGAAGGGCUCAUGAUGAUCGCCCGCAGGCUCGCUACUCUCGUAAUCCACCCUACGGCGAAGAUGUCAAAUGGCUUCUCUCUGUAGCCAAGAAACUUGGAACGGAUUAUCUGCAGCAGUUUUGCGUCGUGACGGUCAACAGUGUCGUUAGUCCGUUUGUUCUUCAUGAGAUUGCUGUCGAAGCGGCCCAUUUUUUCGCCUACACUGGAGCAACACCACCCAAUCCUUACAUGCAACACUUACGCUCGCGAGUUUUGACGCCUCUUAUUCAAAAGUGUCAUCAAAUGUACAUUCAGUGCAUCAACCACAAGUUGUAUCACCUCAAUCCUACCGACUACGACGACUUUCUAACGAUAAUUCAAACGGCCAGGACGGCUUUCCAUCUCAUACCAACGGGACCGAUGCAGUUUAAUGAAUUUCUGCAAUCCAUUCAAAAGUCGAAAUCCUGCACGAAAGACUUAUGGGGUCGUUUAAUGGCCAUCAUUCGUCAACCAGCCGUUUGACAAGAAGUCAACGAUAGGACUAAUUUUAGCUAACAUACCUUCCCCCAUCCCCCUCAAACCCUUCUCUUUCUUCUCUACUUGAAGUUGUAAAUAGUUCAUUGUCAUCCGUCGUAUCGUUUAGAUUACCUCGCUCGUUUAAAAAUCUCCAUUUCCCCCUACCGUCUCCCACUUUACCCGAAUCCGAUGGAAAAUUUGACUUGCUUCGCUCUUGUUGCAAAACGAUCGAUGGCGUAUCGAUAGUUUAUUCUCUUUUUUUUUCCUUUUUUUAAACUAGACUUGCUGCGAUUUUUAGAUGAAAAACACACACAUUAAAACAGAUGAAACUUUAAAAAUUGAAAAUUUUUUCUCCCAACUGAAAACUAUUGUUUUCCGUUUGUUAAUUUUCUUUUUAUUUUCAAAGUUCCAUAGUCCAUAUAAAUAUAGUUUACAGGCAGACAACUCUUCUCAGGGAGCUUCCACUAACGGAAUCUGGUUGUCUGAACAUUUUUUUUUUCACCCCAUUUAUUCUCCCCCCCCCCCCCCCCCCGAUUCUCAAUUUGCAUCGGUAAAUUGGCAGAUCAGUUUCUCGGUUUCGAUCAAAUUCUUAUAAAAUGGAAGACACUCGAUACAGAAAAGACUUUUAUAAGAAAACAAGAAAAUACGCCGGGUAAGUUUUUAAUUGAAAAUUCAGAAAGAGAAAAAAGAAAACAAUAACUCAAGACUAAAGGAACAGGUUUACCAAACUGGCUCAAUAACGAUUUGUUUUAUUAACUUAAAAUUCGUUGAUGUCAACCGUCGCAAACAUGUAUGAAUAUUUGCAAAGAAAUUUGCUCCUUUUUUCUUGACUGUUUCUAAAUGUAACUUCGUGUCUUUACUGUUAAACUUUUUCUCCUUUUUCCUGUGUAAAGAAGAAAAGAAAACUUGGGAAUGUCGCUUUUAAGGUAACUUCUAUCUACUCUAGGGCGUCAGUUCAAUAUUGGAACAUCGAUACCCGAUCCGUCGGGAAUUCAAUGUUCUCUUGUUUAUUUUAUUUUUUUAUCUUAACCUUUACCUUCUUUCCAUCUCUUCUUUCCCUUUCAUCUCUUUUCGUUUCUUCAACUUUCGCGAGAGAAAAAAAAAAUGUUCUAUUUGCGCAACAAAUUUAAAUGAAAUGUUUCUUUGAAGUUGUCACAUGGAUGAAAUAAUAGAUGAGAUUGGGAGAA
Molecule: messenger RNA, 7335 nt
Organism: Daphnia pulicaria
Lineage: Eukaryota; Metazoa; Arthropoda; Branchiopoda; Diplostraca; Daphniidae
Gene: Dora
Product: zinc finger SWIM domain-containing protein 8 homolog
Exons: 14
Coding region: 560-6154 (1864 amino acids)
Cellular component (GO): Cul2-RING ubiquitin ligase complex
Molecular function (GO): zinc ion binding
Source: RefSeq, a predicted model, not a curated record